UCCUCACUUAACAUUACCUUAUAAAUAUGGAAAACCCUUGUAUGGCGGCUGAGCAUAUCAACCAAAGGAAACAUCAUCUUCGCCGUCGCCAUCGAACCCCGACAACUCACAUCAUGUCACAUAUCACAGUUGAAAGGAACAGGAGAAGGCAGAUGAAUGACCAUCUCAAGGUUUUACGUUCCUUGACACCUUGCUUCUAUAUCAAGAAGGGUGAUCAAGCAUCAAUCAUCGGUGGAGUAGUCGAAUUCAUAAAGGAGUUGCACCAAGUUCUUCAAUCCUUGGAGUCACAAAAGAGGAGGAAAAGCCUAAGCCCUAGCCCCGGCCCAAGUCCGAAGCAACUACAGCCUAGUCCGCGACAACUAGCAAACGCCAACAGCAUCACGAACCACUCCUUUCAAUUUGAUUGUGGCAAGGAGCUAGUAGCAUCAUGCAAUUCACCGGUUGCUGAUGUUGAAGCCAAGAUUUCGGGUUCUAACGUUGUGUUGAGGGUCAUAUCAAAGAGAACUCAUGGACAAUUACUUAAGAUAAUAAGUACACUAGAGAAGCUUUCGUUUGAGAUCCUUCACUUGAAUAUUAGUAGCAUGGAUGACACUGUUCUCUACUAUUUCGUCGUCAAGAUAGGGCUAGAAUGUCAACUAAGCAUGGAGGAACUAGCAGCUGAAGUUCAGCGAUGCUUUUGCACCAAUGACACCAUCAAUAAUAUUACUGAGAUUUAGGGCAUAAUUAAGAAAAAUAGAGGAUAUUGUGGGUAGUGGCUUGGUUUUCAAUGCCAUUUCUUCACAUAUAGAACUAUGAUACAAAGUAUAAUUUUUAUUUAUUUAUUUUGGUGGAUGUGUGAGGGAGCUUCCGUUACAGGCCGUACUCGAUCAACCUUCAAAAAUAACAAUCCUUUCUUUCUAACUGAAAGGGCCACAAAUAGUCAAAUUUAUUGCUUAUGUAAUACAUGUAUGAGAUGUAACGAAGUUUUCAAUCCAAAAUCCUUGUUUAGACGUAUAUAACAAGAUCCAACAUUAAAUGUCUUUGUUUAUGUAAAUGUGUACAUAGCAAAGAUCAAGUUGAUCUGGUGAAGUAUCAAAUGUGAAUAUGGAACGGAGUACAAAGUGGUUUUUGUACUCCCUCUAAUCCUCUAAUCUAGAAUAAUUUACACAAUUUGACUUUUUACACUAUUCAUAUACAAACUUUAAAUAAAGUGUUUUUUUUUUUUUUUUCUAAUUUACUAUAAACAAAUGUUUUCCAUAUAAAAGAUUGUUAAAUUGGUAUAACG
Chenopodium quinoa (quinoa) is the source of this 1264-nucleotide messenger RNA. RefSeq names its product transcription factor MUTE-like. The transcript has 3 exons. The coding region runs from base 27 to 716 and encodes 229 amino acids. Gene Ontology annotation, biological process: stomatal complex development; positive regulation of DNA-templated transcription; guard cell differentiation. Gene Ontology annotation, cellular component: nucleus. Lineage: Eukaryota; Viridiplantae; Streptophyta; Magnoliopsida; Caryophyllales; Amaranthaceae. Gene Ontology annotation, molecular function: protein dimerization activity; DNA-binding transcription factor activity. The record is from RefSeq and is a predicted model, not a curated record.